CGCAGGCACGGGUGGCGGCGACCCGCCGGACGCGCGGUCGAUACCGGCAGCGUGAGCCGUCGACGCUUUGUUGUGGCCGACCACGAGGGUCUGGUGGGCGCGAGCGGCGCAGUGGUGAGCCUCGGCGACCCUUCCCGGGACUGAACAGUUGGACUCGAGCUGUGAAUUGUUUCGGGCCUACUUCACGGUCCUGGAGAGGGUAGCUGAUGAGGCGGCCGGAAACUCGAUACGCGAGGAACUGCUGGAAUUUCUUCAGAUCCCAGCCAAGUAUCUGAGGAAGCGACUGAAAAUCCUGCGGCGGCUCCGUGGCCUCAGCUCAUCAACGGAGGCACCGAUUUUACAAGCGCUCAUCAGAGAAAUCACGAAUGUUCUGGAGCCGGCGGAGUCUAUAACUGGGGGUCAGCCAGAGGAAGCAGACAUGCUCGUCUCUCAGCCACAGCUCACCUACAUGAAGGGCAUCCAGCCGGUGUCGCUGUCGGAGCGGCGCUGGGUGCACGCGGACGAGGUGGCGAUGCGCCGCGGCCGUCAGUGGCGGCCCUGCUACCUGGUGCUGCUCUCCGACCUGGUGCUGAUCGCACAGCGCAACAGGCAGGUGGUGUUCGUCACCGAGCCGCCGCUGAUGCUCGUCGAUGUCAUCCAGCACACGUUCAACGUCAAAAAGAAAGAGACAGAGUUCCAGUUGACGGUGCCGGCGGCCGGCGGCGGUCAUCGCAAGCCGCGCUGUCUUGCCUUCCGCGCGCCAAACCUGGAGGCCAAGCUCGCAUGGGAGGACCAGGUCCACAAGCAGAUGAGUCUGAUGAGGGCCAGCCAAAGCUCCGGCAGCCUGGCGUCACAGCGCAGCGUCUCCUGUGACGCCCUCAUCGAAACGUACAAGUUCGAGGACCUGAAGCCCGCCGAGCCGCAUGGCGCGGAGCGGGGCCGCCGGAGAAGCAGCUCUCCGCCGACGUCUGAUCGGCGGCUCUCCACCAGCAGCGGCUCGCACGUGCUGCCGGCGCCCGUGAAGCGGCAGCGCCCGGACACGCUGCGCGCGCGGCUGUUCGGCGCACCGGCCCGGCCGCGGCCGCUCAACGUGAAGAAGCUGAGCGCCUCCGCCAAGUGCUGCCAGUACCUGAGUAGCCUGAACGUGCCGGCCGGCGAGCGCGGCCGCGUCACGCCCGUGUUCGAGCGCGAGGGCGACAUGACGAUCGCCGACUUCGUUAAGAAGCGUCAGAAGGUGUUGUUCGACGUGCAGUCGGCCGACAGCGCCGACGGCGCGUUCGAGACGUUCCUGCUGGACGACGAGCUGAGCUCCAACAGCGUCACUCCGCCGCCGCCGGGCUCCCGGCACGUGUCGUACGGGUGUGUGAACGUGGUGCGCUACCGGGGCGCGCCACCGCCGCCGCGCCGCUGCCGCCCCCAGUACAACCCCUACCUGGACGACAGGAUCGAGCAGGACUACCCGGAGCUGGUGGGCGCGCCGGUCCGCCGACCCUCCCUCACUCAGGGGUCAACAGAGGACUCAGGGGUCGCAGAGGACAGCGGGAACGGCGGCGCGGCGCAAUCCAAACGCGGCCUGCUGCCCAGUCCGUCCAUGAAGUUCGCAGACGAUGAUGACUUGUCUCCUACCGGACCAGGCGGGCUGUCACUCCUGAGAGGGACAGUUGAAUCAACAGGGAGCAAGACGAACGGACAGGCCAGGCUGCAGGAGAUGAAUGAAGAAGAGAUGACAAACAGGGUAACUACUUGUAACAGGGUAACUGAGCAGGCCACUGAUCAUGUGGUUCAGGGCUCUAAACUAAGGCAGAUAGAUCGAAGCUACGAACAAGAGUCCCGCGAUCAGCAAUCGUUUGAGUGUGAGAAACUUUCCAGAACGGCAAAGAAGUGCAACGGUGAAUCAGAAUCAUCCGUGACGACUGGCAAGUGCGAAAGAAAAACCAGUGUGAACGAAGAAGAGACAAACAGGUCUGGGGAGCACGAAAGUGAAUCGCCCGUACUGGAGCUAUCACUACCAGCUUCAAAUGGAGUACUGGGAGCGCCACUCUGCUACGAAAUAUGCGUAAACCCUGAAAAUGACGGAAACGACAAAACUCUUGCCGCUAUUGUACAUUCGAAACCUCCACCAUCACCUGUUGCCGGUGAGUCCUCUGCGGUUUCUCCGAGAGAACUAGUUUCAUCAGAUGCAUCUUGCCAUAGCCAACCAAGUUCAUACGCUCGCGACGCGGCCGAUAGAGACGUAAAGGAAAGCAUCGAUGAGGAUAGUCGUAGAGUGGAGCGCUUAGAACGGAACAGCAGCGCCGAAGAGCAUGACGACAGGCGCAUGUCUGAGAGUAGAACGUCCGGUAGUCCUCGUAGCCAGUGCAGCGGUUUCGUAGACGAGUCACCAGACGCAGGCGAAGGUUGCGGCGAAGUCUCCACUGACUUCGCGGUACUGCGUGCGUCUAUCUCGCCUACCCGCAUCCCCGCGACACUUUCGCUGGGCGAUCACGGGAAGCCUACGGCUCGUGACGGCGCCGACGACGACCGCUGGACUGCGGAGACAACGAUCCUGGAGCCCACGGUCCUGCGGGACGACCUCACCGAGCUAGAGGACUCGGCCUACCUCUCGCGCAGUGACGAGCUGCUGGAGCGCCACUCACAGAAGGUGCUGUCCACUGCGCUGUCCAGCAGCCUCUCCAGCUUGGCGCGCCGCGCCGGCUCGAUCCCCAGCUCGCUGGACCGUUCGGAGGUGCGAGCCGACCCGGCUGACCCGCCCCUGGCCUGUCGGAGUGAAGAGGUGCUGCCGGCCUUUCGGUGUGAUGACGUCGAUGAGCAAGGGGCCAGCACCACUGGCGUCACAGGCGCCUUGCUGACGCGCCACGGCACUAGCUGUGAUCUGGUGACAGACGUCAGCCACGGUUACGUGCCUUGCGCGCGACGUGGGGCGACCAAGGCGCUCCAGCGGCCUUACGGCCAGCUCGUGGCAAGACAGGUGGCAGCGUUCGAGCGGCAGGCGGGAGCGGCGGCGCCAGCCGCGCCCGUGCCUCGCGCCACCAGCCUGGGCGCGCUCUGGCAGGUUCCGCCCGAACGGGGCAGUGCAGACCUCUCUCCGGCGACUCCGUCCAGCCGCGGCAGCUACCUGACCUCCGGCUCCCCGGCCACCUCGGCAUCUGCCUGCGACCUGGACUCGACCGGUGAGGACGCCACACUGGCGCCAUCCAGCGGUGACAGCCAGAACUCGCUGUUUGGCGGCCUGCCAGAUCUGGAAGACGAAGUGGCGCCCGACCUGACUCUGGAGCUGGCCGACGGUUACCGAACGCAAACCGACCGCCUUAUGCCGCUCUCCGACAUCGAGGAGAUCACCGAGGAACUGGACGGCUUCGUGUCCGGCUCAGACAUCUUGUCGCCCAUCAGCGAGGAGGCGUCUUCUUCGAGCGCACCGCAGGAGCCCUCGCCGCCGGAGCGCGAUUCCUUCCUAAGGCCGGUCCCGCGCAAGAGGCAGACGCAAAUCAAAUGCGAUGUUAAUCAGCAGCAGGAUCACCAGGCCUCCGAGCACAUGCGGAAUAAGGUGCGAAUGUGGGCAAACGGGAUCGACGUGAUCCCCUACUCCGGACCGAAGACCAGCAGGCGACAUGGUGAAGACGGCUGUUAUCGAACCACUGAGGGAGUGGUGGCAAACACUGGCCAGCCCAGCGUUGAGCGAGCGUUGGAAGUCAUCACGGACAGCUUCCGCGGGAUCGGAUCGGAGGAUCAGCCCGACGAGGAGGAAGCUGAUGCUGCUGAAAUACAGGUUCCUGACGACUUAGAAAGUCCGGAGGACCAAACCCAUGAGUCUCCCGUGAGAGAGGAAGCACCUUCACAUCGGACUGAUAAGGAUUCAACAAAGGUGACUACCAUAACUCCACAUGUGGCGAAAUCCGAGACAACGGAACAUAGCCAAACAAAUCCUACCUCAUCUUCCACGCAGGACGACCUUGCUGGCGAUGGACCAAGACAUGGUGAUGAACCAUUCGCUAAUGGUAACGGCUCUUCAGAGAAGAGCGGGCACGAAACCGGAGAACCGGAGGGCGAGACACAACAACCAGCACAGCGAAAUCAGGAUGCUGAAGCGUUCGACGCGACUAAGCAUCAGCCAACCGCCAACGAUAGUCUGAAGGACGAUGGCAGAGGUUUGAUUGACGCUGAAGUCAGCAGAGAAAAGGCAUUGGACGCUGAAACGCUCAACACGAAAGAAGUCGCGACAAACGACUCGUCAAAAGCCAACAAUAUUGCGGGAAGAGAAACAGCGAGAGAAUCUGGUGAAAUCGCUUUAACGGAUGGCCCACAAUCGCUGGAGAUUGCAUCAACCAAGGAGGUCAAUGUGAGUUCAGAGGAUACCCGACUUAUGGAGCUUCCAACGAAAUCAUCGGCAGAUAGUGUUGACAAUCAAAUGAGUCAACCAUUACCGGGAUCUAGUCCCCUGUCGACUCAGUUUGAACAUCCGGCGCCAGAACAAAUACCAACAGACGAUGAAGUCCACCAAACACAAAACCAGAGGGACAGUAAGGAAGAGCAGAAUGUUGCUCUACUCGACAACAGCCCGCAAACGAAGGAGAGGGGCGACCGGGUACGACACAAUAAUGACGAACAAGAGCCAAGGACAACAGAUGACGACGAGUUGCCGUCGAACGAAUCCAGCCAGCCGAUAGACGAGGUUGGGUUCGCUCUCAAACCAUCAGAAGACCCUGGUGUCUAUCUAAAGACGAACGGUAGCAUGGAUGAAGAAGUUGAUGCGGCCACCAGAAACGUCGCAGAUGUCAAAGCAGAUGCGAGCCUUCCUGAAGAGGUUUCGAGAACAAGUUUCGCCGAAACAGUUCAAGGAAGUCUGAAUUGUCCCAAGGCAGCUGACUCCGCUCCUCAAAAUCCCAACGAUCCUGCUGAUGCUGACAGGCGCUUCCAAUCUUCCAACUACCAUGAAGAACUCCCAGCAGACUCGGAGAUUGAAACCGAGAACGAACAUCCCCAAACUGAAGACGAGCAUCAUGGACCCGAUGGUGACCAUAUCGAAGCCGAUAACCUGCUGACAGAAACCGAAGCAGGUUCUGCCAGUGUCGAAGGGCGGCUUAGAGGGGUCGACUGUGGGCCUGCCGCGACUGAGGGCGGUUCUGCCGGAGCGGAGAGCGGUCCGGCCGAGUCGCCUCGUCUGGUGGCCAGCAUCCGCAGCCUGCUGCGCCACCUGAGUCCGGUGACGGAGAGACGUCGCCAGGAAGGGGACCACCGCGACACCCACGACGGACACCAGGCGCCAACGCGAGCCAAACGAUUUCCUAAGUUUUGGUCGCACCACUCACGCCGGGACCGUAAGAGUGAGCCGAUCAGCACGCACGACUCUGCUCAUCACGGCUCUCACGUGUCGAGAUCAGGGAAACUCACCAUCCUCACACGUCAGCGACCAUUCACCAUGGCUACUGUGAGUCAGAUGGCGGCGCCGGAGGGCCACGCCGCAGGUCGCAUCGCGGUACUGCCGUCCGGCGCCCUGUAGACAACCUGCGGUGACCCAAUGAGCAGUGACCUGCAAGACCGGGCGCCCUGUAGCGACCUAGUGGGCAGUGACCUGCACUUACCCAGUGACUUGCAGUGACCCAAGAGCCUGCAGCGGUCCCAGUGACCUGCCUACGGCAGAAGGUGCGGUAGCACGGGCUGGUAGACAUCCGCAGUGAACCCGCCUCCAGCUUGAAACGAUAGAGGACGGCACUGACUGAUGACAUUGGACGCUAUAGCUUCGCCGUAGUGUCGCUCAGAUCGACGCGUAGAGGCGUAGUACGACGCUACUGCUAGAUAGGCAGUGCCAUCUGUAGCCCGUAUAGCUAACCAGUAGCAAGCGAGGGUGUCCGACGCAGUUUGACGUCACUUGCCUCCUAGCGACGCGCGUAGCUUUGCAAGCUCAAAGCAUCUUUACCUCUAAAAACAACACAUGAUACUGUUGAGUGUAACUAUGUGCAAUACGGGCUAGUCCCGAGGAAUGCUCACGAUGAUGGUUGGUAUCGGUGAAGGCGGUAGUACCAGUAGCUGGAUAAGGAAGGACGUCAGACAGUUCCCGAUCGAGGGUUCUAGAGCCUGCUCGAUGGGUAUCGGCGCACGAGGUGUGGCUUGGCAGGUCCCAGGUGGUCUGUUAGCCAUGGUUAGAUGACCAUGUUAAAUCUGGAGUCAGAUUCUGGUAUUACACCCCGGUGAACAGCUGAUAUCACACAUGAACACGUUUCCUGUACGUUUGGAAUUGGAGUAUGCUAAAACAGAAGCAAUCACAAGCCACGUACGCUGUUCAACCUGGCUGACACUUGGUUCACAGCGCUCACAGAAGUGUUACCUCCACUGACACAAAUGUAUCGAACAGCACUAACAGCUCUCUGGUGCCUGGCACCCUCCGAGCAGAGCUCGGCGUGUAGUGGUGGGUCUAUAUGUCCACGGUGGCAGAGGUCGGGAGCAGACGACGGUCUCUGGACCGCCGCGCUCUUGUGCUUCCCGUCCACGUUUCUAAGUGUUCACCCAGUCAGCAGCGGAGUGAAAAUCGCUGGAGGUUGGCCAGGGUAGCGAAUUUCGCGGCGUUGUCGUGACCUCAGAGGUCUUGUGAAGUGUGAACUGGCCUGUCAACUAUUCAUUGCUCGUACUCGCCACAUCACCAUCGUUAUGUCAAUAAAUAUGAUUAGAUACUUUA
Amphibalanus amphitrite is the source of this 6649-nucleotide messenger RNA. RefSeq lists its product as uncharacterized. The transcript has 11 exons. NCBI's taxonomy places the organism in Eukaryota, Metazoa, Arthropoda, Thecostraca, Balanomorpha, Balanidae. Bases 419 to 5476 code for a protein of 1685 amino acids. The record is from RefSeq and is a predicted model, not a curated record.